CAUCCCCAUUCGCGAAUGCAUCAAACUUCGAUGAGGUCAAAUGUACCUUCAUUGACAACUCUUCUGCCAGACCAUGGCACAGAUAACCGGCUGGGCCUGCUUCCUGCAGCUAUUACGUGUGGUCAAGCGAUCGCUUUUAUAAGGAGUACGACGCAACCACUUUCUGCCUCAGUUCUUUCUUGCAAGAGCUUGCCGCGCGACGGUUUUCUCAGAUUCACCAUCUCGGCACGUUCCCAGUCAGCGUCGAGAGAUACUUGGUUUCCUUCCCUCGCUUGACUUGCCCAGAAAAAGCAGGAGAGUGGUUGUCUUGUUGCGUUAGUUGCGUUAACGAUGUCUGCUGUUGGCACCCCGUCUUCGACACCACAAGAUCGUGGCGUUCCAGCUCUCCAUGUGGCCAGUACCGUUGGGCGUUGUUAUCAAACUGAUGCAAAUGCCUGUCCCUCUGGGGGUUUCGACGACAUCGGACAGCCAGCGCAUUGCAGACUUGCCCCAGCGAGCAGACCAAAUGCCGAGCUGGCAUACAGAGUGCUGGAGACCACGCCGCUACUCUCUCCUCCGGUUCCUUGUGCCCUCAAGGACGCGGAACUCGCAUCGUAUACCUCUCAAACAACACGGUCCGUGCUCUGGGAUGAAACGAAGAUAUUGCUCAAAUAUUCGUUCCCUGUCUUUGGGACCCACGUGAUGGAACACAGCAUAAUGAUGGCUACGGUGAUCUCGAUUGGGCAUAUCUCUACGGUCGCGCUUGCAGCCGCUACCCUGGGCUUCAUGACCGCUAACGUCACUGGCUUAAGUAUCGUCCAGGGGAUGGCCAACACCCUGGAUACGGUCCUUCCACCGGCAUGGACUUCCGAUCAACCCCAGUUAGUUGGUCUCUGGACCCAACGAAUGACUAUUCUGAUAUCUAUUGUAUUGAUUCCGGUGCUUGCGUUAUGGUUCCAUGCAGAACCCAUCCUCUUGGGGUUGAAUCAAGGUCCUGAGAUUGCAAGGCUAGCCGGCAUCUACUUGAAAUGGGCAUCGUUAGGGCUCCCAGCUUACGCUUUCAAUUGCGUAUCCAGGCGCUACUUUCAAUCACAAGGACUAUUCACCGUUCCCACCCGUAUCACUCUUUUUAUUGCACCAAUUAACAUAUUCUUGAAUUGUCUUCUGGUAUGGGGACCCGAGCCAUUCUGCUUAGGCUUUAUAGGGGCGCCUAUUGCGGCUUCGAUUUCCUACAACGUUGUGGCUGUCGCAUCCGUAGUUUAUGGGGUUUUCUUCGUUCCAAGAACUGCCUGGCAUCCGAUCACGGUGAGGGCGUUCACGAACUUGGGCUAUUUGGCCAAACUAAGCUCUGGCGGUGUUGGUCAACUCGCAUCCGCCUGGUGGUCAUGGGAACUCGUUGGACUGGCUGCCAGCUUCCUUGGGCCCGUCCCGUUGGCUGCCCAAUCUGUCCUUAUUACGACCUCCUCUUCUUUUUAUCAAGCUCCUUAUGCUCUGAGUAUUGCUACCUCUGUUCGGAUCGGGAACCUCUUGGGAGAGAGAAAUGCGAAGCGCGCCAGGGUUGUCGUUAAGGCAUCUUUCCUGAUUGUUAUUGUGCUUGCAACCCUGUUCAGUUGCACACUCAUAACUUUCCGGCGAUCUUGGGGCUAUUUAUUCAACAACGACCCUGAGGUCAUCCAACUGGUUGCCGCUGUUCUUCCACUUCUCGCGCUCGUGCAGAUAUGUGACGAUGGCAGCGGUGUAGUUUCUGGCAUACUAAGAGCUCGGGGGGAGCAGGUUCUUGGUGCAUUGCUGAAUAUUAGUGCUUACUACAUUGUGGGCCUCCCCAUUGGCCUAUGGCUGACUUUCAAGUUGGACUUCGGGCUUUUCGGCUUGUGGUGGGGUCUCAAUAUCGCUGUGGUAUCCGCGGCUUCAACCGGGUUGUAUCUAUGCCUUAUCACUGACUGGGACAAGGAAGUGGACAAAGUUGCGGCGCGUCUGGCUGUAGAUAAGGGGUACAAACCGGUGGACGAGGAACAUACACACUAAAAAUGGCAGAUGGCGACGGAUCGUCGUGACUUUGGCCUGCGCUCCAAAAUAUCGGAGGACAUGUUUGUUGACGGAUUACGACAGAUACAGAUGACUUGACAUGGGUGUAUAUACUAAUGACUUGACAAGAAUUAUGACUUUCGCUUGCUUUGCGUGCAAUAACCGUGUAAGUUGAUCGCAGAUAGGGGCAAAUU
Molecule: messenger RNA, 2198 nt
Organism: Pisolithus orientalis
Lineage: Eukaryota; Fungi; Basidiomycota; Agaricomycetes; Boletales; Pisolithaceae
Product: MATE efflux family protein
Exons: 15
Coding region: 331-2004 (557 amino acids)
Biological process (GO): xenobiotic detoxification by transmembrane export across the plasma membrane
Cellular component (GO): membrane
Molecular function (GO): xenobiotic transmembrane transporter activity; antiporter activity
Source: RefSeq, a predicted model, not a curated record